UGAGCUACAGCCAGAGACUGCCUCAGCUAUAGCCAGAGACUGCCUCAGCUACAGCCAGCGCCUGUCUCUGAGUGAAGCCACGGGGCCAUGGCGAGUGCGGCUCCCAGUGGUAGCGAAGCUCCAGGGGAGUUGACCUGCCCCAUCUGCCUGGACGCCUUCCGCUGCCCCUGCACGCUCAGCUGCGGUCACUCGUUCUGCCUCGAGUGCGUGGAGGGCGCCUGGGAUGCGGCCGAGUGCUUCUCCUGCCCGCAGUGCCGAGUGACCUUCCCUCGGAGGCCCAAGCUGAACAAGAACUUCACGCUCGCCAACCUGGUGGAGCAGCGCAGUGCCGCAGAUGAAUUGGCCACCGUGGUCUUGUGUGACUUCUGCAACGAUGGCACGACUGCUGCCUCGAAGACCUGCCUCAGGUGUGAUAUGUCGUACUGUGCGACUCACGUAAAGCCUCAUCAGGAAAACCUGAAGUUCAGGGACCACAUUCUGGUGGAUCCAGGCACGAAUCUGGAAGACCGCAAGUGCAAGACGCACAGAAAGGAGCUGGAGUUUUGCUGCCGACAGGACAAGAGCUUGGUCUGCACAACCUGCAUCAUCGCAGGAGACCACAAGGGUCACGAUCUGGCUACGCUGGAGGAUGAGCACAAGACACGGGAGAAACAAGUGGGAGAUGAGACGCGGGCUGUGGAGGAGAAGAGGAGGGAGGCGGAGGAGUCCGUGAGGCGGAUGGAGGCCGCUCGCAGGGACGUGCAGGGAUCCAUGACAGAUGAAAAGGCCUCAAUCUCGGUCAGAUUCACCCGCGCGAGAGCAGCGUUGGAAGCGGAGGAGAAGGCGGCUUUAGAGCAAGCGGAGCAGAAAGGGCACAAGCUGCUGUCCCUGAUCGAGAAGAAGAUCGCUCACUGCCAGCACGAGAUCAGCGAGCUCCAGGCAGCAGCCACUCGCCUGCAGGCCCUAGCGAAGGAGAGGGACUCGCUCACAUUCCUGCAGGGGCACCUGGAGGAGACGCGCAGGACAGGGAGGGUUACAGCAGCUCCACCCUCAGCUCCCAGCCAAGAGGACAUUGCCUCGCUUAAAGUCCUGGAGACAACUGCAGUCAAACUCCUGUACGGACGCUCACCGACUCUGGACACAAACUCAGCUCAUAACAAACUGCAGAUCUCCUCGGAUCUCAGGACGAUGACGCGGACCCGUGACUCCCAGGGUCGCCCCGAUCACCCACACCGGUUUGAUUGCUGUGCACAAGCCCUGUGCUGUGAGAGCUUCUCGUCGGGCCACCACUACUGGGAGGUGGACGUGGGGGGCGUGCGGCGGUGGUGUGUUGGAGUCGCAUACGGGACAAUCCCACGGAAAGGGGGUGGUGCUGCACAGCUGCUGGGAGGGAGCGACGCGUCCUGGUGUUUAGAGAAACGUGGCGACAGCUUCUCAGUGGUUCAUGGUGGAGUGGAGACUGCACUGUCGGUGAGGGGGGCCCCCUCCCCCCGCAGAAUCGGGCUUCACCUGCACUGGGAGGGGGGGCUCCUGGCGUUUUACCGCGCCGACUCCAUGGAGGUGAUCCACGAGGUUCGGCAGAGAUUCUUGCAGCCUCUCUACCCUGCGAUGUGGGUGGAUAAUUUUAAUGAAUCAUUGAAGAUCGUGGAUCUGAGUCGUGCAUCCUGAGGAUGAUGAGAGAUAGAAAUCCAAUAAAUGGUGGAGAUGGGGAUGGUGAGGAGAGGGUGAAGUGAGGGUGAGGGGAAGGUGGAACGGAGGGUGAGGUUAGGUUCAAGUUCAUGUAUUAGGUGUAGCCCUGUGAGCCAUUCGGCUCUUGAAUCGGGUGCAACCGCAACAAAAAAAAAGAAAAAAAUUAACCAAAACAUCUUAAAGUGAAUAUGUGACUGAGUGCAAACAGAAAUCUGAGAAAAGACAACAAAAUAUUGCAGAAAAAAAUCACCGUACACCAACGCUGUGUGUAAAAAUCCCAGUGGGAUGCAAGUCAAACAACCAACAACAACCACAAGACAACUUAGAUUAAGGCCGUCAGUCUAACUCUGUACUACAACAAACAAACGUGGCUAACCCAAUAUACUUUUCGAAAUCACCAAAAUAAAGCCAUGAAAGCAAUGAAACAGUGAUCAUAGGAACUGACGGAAUUUUCACAAUAAAUGACAUAAACAACAUGUAACCCAAUAAACGGUGGAGAAGCGGGAUGGUGAGGAGAGGGCGAAGUGAGGGUGAGG
This is a messenger RNA of Lethenteron reissneri (Far Eastern brook lamprey), 2204 nucleotides long. RefSeq names its product E3 ubiquitin/ISG15 ligase TRIM25-like. Gene Ontology annotation, molecular function: zinc ion binding; protein binding. The record is from RefSeq and is a predicted model, not a curated record. Lineage: Eukaryota; Metazoa; Chordata; Hyperoartia; Petromyzontiformes; Petromyzontidae.